Messenger RNA from Cokeromyces recurvatus, 504 nucleotides. Its product is annotated as ubiquitin-conjugating enzyme/RWD-like protein. Gene Ontology annotation, molecular function: ubiquitin conjugating enzyme activity. Gene Ontology annotation, biological process: proteasome-mediated ubiquitin-dependent protein catabolic process; protein polyubiquitination. The record is from RefSeq and is a predicted model, not a curated record. The transcript has 8 exons. The coding region runs from base 1 to 504 and encodes 167 amino acids. NCBI's taxonomy places the organism in Eukaryota, Fungi, Mucoromycota, Mucoromycetes, Mucorales, Mucoraceae.
AUGAGUCAAACAGAGCCAAGUGCACUUUUACUUCAAAGACAAUUAAAGGAUCUUCAAAAGAAUCCGGUUGAAGGUUUUUCUGCAGGACUUGUGGAUGAUAAUAUUUAUGAGUGGGAAAUCCUUAUAAUAGGUUCACAAGAUACAUUAUAUGAAGGUGGAUUCUUUAAAGCUCGUCUUUCAUUCCCUAAAACCUAUCCUAUUGAGCCACCUAAAAUGGUAUUUACAACUGAAAUGUAUCAUCCAAAUGUCUAUCCAGAUGGCACAGUAUGCAUAUCUAUUCUGCAUCCUCCUGGUGACGAUAAAUAUGGUUAUGAACAAGCAAGUGAACGUUGGUCUCCUGUUCAUACAGUAGAAACCAUUUUAUUAUCAGUUAUAUCUAUGUUAUCAAGUCCCAAUGAUGAAUCGCCAGCAAAUAUAGAGGCAGCUAAAGAAUACCGUGAAAACUACCCUCAAUUUAAGAAAAAAGUUUCAAAGUUAGUUAGACAAUCCGCUGAAAUAUUGUAA